Messenger RNA from Saccostrea echinata, 943 nucleotides. RefSeq names its product growth arrest and DNA damage-inducible protein GADD45 beta-like. The coding region runs from base 89 to 586 and encodes 165 amino acids. Gene Ontology annotation, biological process: regulation of cell cycle. The record is from RefSeq and is a predicted model, not a curated record. Gene Ontology annotation, cellular component: cytoplasm; nucleus. The transcript has 6 exons. NCBI's taxonomy places the organism in Eukaryota, Metazoa, Mollusca, Bivalvia, Ostreida, Ostreidae.
GUAGUAAAGACGUUCUAAACACAGCAGUUCUUGCAGACUUUCUUUUGUGAAUAAUUUCAAAGUGAAGAUUCUUUUUAGAGGAGACGAAAUGACAUUGACGGAACAGAAAGAUUCGGUGGAGCAGUGCAGCGAGGAAAGCUGUGUAAAAGCCUGCCCUGGUGUGCUUGAAGUCUUUAGGAAUGCAGCCCAACAGGAAAGGGUCCUCAAUGGAGUCCAUAAAUGUGCGGCCAUUUUGGAGAGAGACCCGGAUGCGGUGAUGUUAUGUAUUUUACCUCAGCCGCCAGAAGAUGCUGACGUCACUAUUAACAUAGAACAAACACUUAUUGAAGCACAUUGCUGGGAAAAUGGCAUAAGAGUAAUGAAGGUGGACUGUGCAAAGAAAUUAGAGAUGUUAAUUCUCGACCAUACACAGCCGACUGACCAUUCAUUGAAUUCUGAUUUCUCCUGUGUGCUGGUUCUAUUUCCCAAAACUGACGUCAUCGACUCCCCUGCCGCAGAGAAAGAGUGGAAGUUGAUUGAUAACUUCUUCAAGAAAAUGCUCAUGCAUGGGGUGCCACAUUGGCACGUCAUUGAGUUACCUGGAUGAUGCAUUCUACCUCAUAAUUAAACAUUUGUUUUUGAUUCAUUAUUGCACCAAAACCGUACAAUGAAAUGGGAAUGUGAUGGCCCAGUACAGUCUUCACGAAGUUUGUGAAAGUGAAAAAAAGGCGUUUGAGACAUGUACGCAUGCCCCGUGAGCAUGAUCUAGCUUUCCCCGGAAGUGAAGUGCACGUGAAUUCGAUGAAGAUGGAACUUCUUGGAACGUUUAUGGUUAUGGUGUUGAAAUCAUCAUUGUUAGAAUUUAAAAGACUUUAUUGAAUGUAAUUUUUCAAUAUAAUAAGUCUAUGAAUUUGUACAUAAGCUUGUGAUAAAGAAUAGGAUAAUAAAAAAAAAUGUAACAUAA